AUGCUAAGUCGGAUAAGGUGUAGGACGACGUUAGAACUAGAUGUUCGACAACAACUUAAAAAUGAUCAAAUUUUUAGUGCUCCUCAACAUAUGCUUGAAUGGAUCCGAAUGGUAGCUAGCAAACUCGGGUUUGGCGUUGUGAUUGGAAUGUUUGACACUGGUACUAGUAGAAGGAAAGCAUUUGUAACGAUGAGAUGCGAAAGAAGUGGAAAAUAUGUUCUGAAAAUUCGGAAGUUAAAACAUGAUGACACCGGAUCGAGAAAAUGUGAGUGUCCAUUUAAAUUGCACGGAUAUUGUUGGGUGGAUGAUAUAUGGUGGUUUAAUGUCAUUUAUUGUAUACAUAAUCAUAUGUUAUACACCAAGCUACAAGGUCAUCCAAUUGUAUGUCGGCUUAAGCCGGAGGAGAAGGAAAUUAUUUCGAAAAUGUCGAUAAUCAAAGUUAUGCCGAGAAACAUGUAA
Molecule: messenger RNA, 459 nt
Organism: Vicia villosa (hairy vetch)
Lineage: Eukaryota; Viridiplantae; Streptophyta; Magnoliopsida; Fabales; Fabaceae
Exons: 1
Coding region: 1-459 (152 amino acids)
Source: RefSeq, a predicted model, not a curated record